AUGUCAUUUAGAAAGAGAGGUGAAGUUUUAAACAAUGGUUCUCGAGGACAAGCUGCUGUUCCAGGAAGAGUUCCACUACCUACAAGAGGUACAACCUCAGCCGGUAUCAACAGAGGUCCAGCCUCAACUGGUAUUAACAGAGGUCUAAUUAAUAACAUGAGAUCAGAAAGAGGUACUGGACCUUCGGCAGUUGACCGUAUGCGUAAUUUAUCACUUAGAGGUUCUAGUCCAGGGAUUUCAAGAGGUCCAACUUCGAGCCAAGCAGAUGUACCAAUCUCAUCUGUGGAAGACAGCCAUCCUGGUAUUAGACCAUCCCCAGCAACAUCCCAACAAACUACUUCAACAGGUACUAAGGAUUUAGAUAAACUUUUGGGACAUAUGGGAUUACCACUAGGUACAAGUUUAUUAAUGGAAGAAACUGGUACUACAGAGUUUCAAUCUGUCUUAGCUAAAAUAUUUGCAUCACAGGGUAUUGUUCACAACCGUUUAGAGUCCACUGGAUCGACUCCAGGUAAUACACAUGUUAUUGUUUUAUCAUUAAAUCAGAUGUUUGCCAAAGAAUUGCCAGGUAUCUACAAAGGAUCAAGAAGAGAUGUCAAGAAGUUUAAGAUAGCUGAAGAGCAAUCUAAAGUAUCUGUCAGCAACUUAUCUGAGUCAAAAGCACCAGCAAGAUCAAAUGACUUAAAGAUUGCUUGGAGAUACGGUUUGAAUGAUAACAAGCCUAAGAAAGAUGAUGAUGAAGUAUUAAUUGAUGAGCAUAAAAACUAUAACCAUCAAUUUGAUAUAACUUCACGUAUCAUACCAGCACCUACACUAAAUGAAAUUACAUUUAUUUCGCCCUCACAAAAUGUACAAGCUAUUUUAGUUCAGAUGGAGCAGACAAUUCAAAAGCAUAAAGAUAAAAUAAUAAGAAUUGUUGUUCCAUCGUUAUUACAUCCAGCAAUGUAUCCUCCUAAUAUGUUUAAGAUUUCUACUAUAUUACCUUUAUUACAUGGGUUAAAGAGUUUAACUAAAAAAUACGAAGGCAGCUGUGUAUUAUUUGCAAGUGUUUCGUCUGACCUUCUAGAUCAAUUCCUACUGACUCAAAUUGAGAGUAUUUUUGACUCAGUUAUGAGAUUGGAGCCAUUUGACCAAACAAUGCUGCAAUUUUUAGAGCGUGCAUACAAGUCGCAACCUAAUAAAGUUCAACAUGGUUUAAUUCAGAUUUUAAAAUUACCUAUCUUCAGUGAACGUGGUGAAAUGCAUGUCAUUAAAUCAGAAUGGGCAUUUAAAAAUGGUAGAAAGAGAUUCGAAAUUGAAGAAUGGGGUAUCCCGGUUGAAGACAAUGAUGAAGCUGCUUCUGGAGAUAAUUGUUCGACCGCUAUUGGUGAUGGAACCCAUGAUCAUUCUCAUUCUCAUUCACAUUCACUUGAAGAUUCUACUAAGAAUACAAAAGUGUCAUUAGAUUUUUAA
Molecule: messenger RNA, 1452 nt
Organism: Vanderwaltozyma polyspora DSM 70294
Lineage: Eukaryota; Fungi; Ascomycota; Saccharomycetes; Saccharomycetales; Saccharomycetaceae
Gene: ELP4
Product: Elongator subunit ELP4
Exons: 1
Coding region: 1-1452 (483 amino acids)
Biological process (GO): tRNA wobble uridine modification
Cellular component (GO): cytoplasm; elongator holoenzyme complex; transcription elongation factor complex
Source: RefSeq, a predicted model, not a curated record